AGUGAAAGCAUAAGUGUUGGCUUUGUUUUUUUAAAUUAAUUAUACAAAAAAACAUAAUAAGUUAAAAAGUUGUCUUAAGUUACUUUUAACAAGCAAGAAAAAGGAUAUAAGCACAAAUACCCCACCAAAAGUCGUUUGUGUCGUAAAGUUGAAAAAUAAAAUGAUUCCCGUUCGUGACUGUGUGUGAAUGCGCUAUCUGCUCUGACAUUCCCCCUUUUUAAAAUAAUGUUUGUCAUAAAACGUACGUUUCUUCAAAAACUUAACUGUAGAAUGCAUUUAAAAUUUUUGAAAACUUCUUAAUCCAAAAAAAAAAGUCGUCCAACAUAAUUUUAUUGAUUUUUUUAUUACUCGUAAAAUAUUAUAAUACUUUUCCUAAUGUAUGACCGCAGCAAAGAAUAAAACAAAUUCCAAUAUUUCAACAGAAGCACCGAUGCCCGAAGUAUUGACAUUGUCAGGCAUGGCUGAAGCCGAGCCAGAUUUGUCAACCUUCGAAAAUAAAACUGGCCUGGCUGAGGAUAUGAAGUUCCUAGCAUCAAUGCCAGAGCUUUGUGACGUCACGUUUCUGGUUGGUGAUACCCGUGAGCCUGUUUGUGCAGUAAAGGCGGUUUUGGCAUCUCGCUCAAGGGUAUUCGCCAAAAUGCUGUAUUCCGCUCCCUCACCGCAGAGAAAACGUGAGACAUCUACAAAAGAAAAUAAGUUACGCUUAUUUUUAAAAAGAUCUUCGGAACCACUACUCAACUUGCAGAAUGCGAAUCAACAGAGGAGUGUUUUCAGCCAACAGUUGGCACCAAUUCCAGAGCCAUCGGGCCAGCAACAUCAAACUCUUAUCAUUGAAGAAUUUGAACCCGAUGUAUUUCGUCAGUUAAUCGAGUACAUUCAUACUGGAUGUGUUACUCUGCAACCAAGAACUUUGCUAGGUGUUAUGAACGCUGCUGAUUAUUAUGGGUUGGAGGAGUUACGUAGAGCAUGUGCUGGAUUUGUGCAAUGUUGUAUAAAUGUUGACACAGUCUGUGCACUUUUAGCAUCCGCUGAGCGAUAUAUCCAAUAUAAGUGUACCAAAACAUUGGUUCAAAAAGUGCUCGAGUUCGUUGAUGAACACGGCAAUGAAGUUUUAAACUUGGGCAGCUUUACUCUCCUUCCUCAACAUGUCGUCCGUUUGAUAUUGGCACGUGAUGAACUUCGAGCUGAUGAAUUCACUAAGUUCCAAGCAGCCCUCAUGUGGAGCAAGAAAUAUUUCGAUAAUAACCCGAAUGUUGACAUUAAGGAAAUACUUGGUAAUUUUCUUGAGUACAUUCAAUUUCACAAGAUUCCUGCUAACGUGCUGAUGCGGGAAAUCCAUCCUCUGGGACUCGUACCAUAUUCCAUUAUUAUGAAUGCUUUGGCUUAUCAGGCAGACCCAGAAAGUGUCGAUCCCGGCAAAUUGUCUCCAAACUCUAGCCGCUCCUCACACCGUUCGAAAAAUCAUUUGCCAAAGAUUCGCAAGGCCAAAUCCCAGAGCUUCCGCACGAGACGCAGCCCAUCAGAGCGACGUAGUCCCAACACUCUUCACGCUGGGACUUUGACCUUGAAUACUAGCAUCAAAAGAAGUCCCAUUCUCCCACAACCUGAUUCAAAGAGCCCAAGUAGUGUUUCACAGAAAACUCCAACAACAUUAUCCAGGCAAGGAACUUUACGUGCUUCCCAUCGGCGCAAGAAUAGUAUGACUGGAUCUUUAGUGCUUAGUCAAGGCCGUCGUAGUCCAGUGGGGCAUGUUAAUGAUAGAAGUCCACAAGGCAGACGAAGUCCACUUCUCUUGUCCACUGACCGAUUAAAGAGCCCCAAUGAUUUGCAAUCUAUUUCUUUUGAUUCACGCAGUCCCGCCCGUAGUCCUACAACUACAACUGAUCGAAGGAGCCCAACAUUUAGUAUUCAUACUCAGGAAAGACGUAGUCCAAUUGGGGCGCCGGGAGAUAAUUACAACAGGCGCAGUCCAACUUCAACGGUUCACGUCCAAGAUAAUAUGAAGACUUUUGACGAAGCUAUAACUCCUGAAGAUGUAACGCGUGCAGCGUUUGGUUUAACUUCCUCAAUCAAAAGGCCCUCUCUAGGUCUAUUCACCCCCAUUUAUUUUGGAGAGAAAAGAAGCCCUAUCACACCAAUGCACAUUCCUCCAAUAACUGUUUCCAACCCAACGGAAACCUGCAAACUUGUGCAACGAACUGCAGAAUCAAAUGCCGCUGCUGCAGCAGAAGCGGCUCGGGAACACGAACGACAAAGAGAGAAGGAUAUAGAAAAGGACAAAAAUAAAGAAACAACUGAUAAAAAAGAAAAAACAAGCGUCAUGAAGGAAAUACUAGCUUUUGUACGGAAGCCAUCAAAGCAUAUAUCAACGCGAACACGUUUUGCCAAUGCAUUUACAAGAGCGGAGACGGGUUCUUCAAGUGGUCCUCUUAUAAGACAGAGCACAUUCUCUGCAAGCCCUGCGGCUUCGAGUACUGCCGCAAAGAGCGCUGUUGUCAAACAAAUGUCCGAAGUUGGAUUUGAACCGAAAAUGUCUUUGAAACUGGCACACUACACAAAAAUGUCGCUCAAACUACGUCGAUCUGCCGCCAACGAUGACAAGAAAUCAGCAACAUCAAAAGAAACAGCAAGAAAAUCCAGUGGAGAUUCAGCAACAGACAGCAGUGAAACAAAACUAGAUCAGAAGGUAUGUAAAACUGGAUCUCCCAUUCAAGCUGAGCCCUUCGAACUGGCCAAUGUUUAUUUUGAAAAGGUAGGUGAAUCGUAUAUUAGGCACGAACAAAUAAAAAAAGGAACAUCUGAAGAUUGUAUUGGCAAUCAAGAAGAUAUUAGUGAAAAAUUCAUGGAAGAAGUCGCCAAAUCACUUAAAGUAGUGACUUUGUCAAAUGACGGUACACAGCCCCCUCGUCGUUCCGAAAGUAGAGAACCAAUGGAGCCUCGUAUUAGUGAGGAACAAGAAGACUCAAAUGACAUAAACAUGGAAGAAUUUAGGGUAGAGAUAGAACAGCACCUUAAAGUAUACUCUGGUGAGCCUAUAUAUGUUAAUUUGCAAGAACUUAAGCGUGAGUCUGAUGCAACAGCAGCUGCUUCUGAAAUUGUUGCAAGACUCCAAGAAGAUAAAAUUAAUAAUAUAACCACUGGAGCAUCGAUUGACGAUGACUUAGUUAUUCCGGGUCCCUUACCACUCCAGUUGCCUACAAUUGAGUUUGAGCCACCUUCAAGGCGAUCAUCUUUUGAUCCUCCAAGAUCUCCAUUUCUUGAAAAUCUUCGAAGCCCCAGCGGUGAUACAGAUACUGAUCUCAUUCACUUGCAUCGACUUGAUUCAGGUGGAGACAGUUUUGAAAUGGUGCACGGAGACCGUAACCGUGAGUCAAGUUUUGAAGAAAGAUAUUCCUCAAGGGACACAAGCUUUGAUAUAUCCCGCUAUCAGUCCACUAGCUAUGAAGAUCAAACUUCAAGUUUUGAAAUUGUUGACAUUGAUGGUAAGGUUAUUGAUGAGAAAAAAUCGAACAAUGAUCUUCGUAAGUCAUCCAUUGAGUUGGUUGAUGCUGAUACCUUUCAACGAACCGGUUCAUCCGGUCGCAAAUCCUCUCUUGAAACUCAUUUUGAUUAUGUCCCUUCUGACCAUACACCAGUUCGAUCCCCACAUUUUCCCAUGACCAAGAAGCAUAGAAUAGAUUAUUCCCGGUCAAGGGAACUUCAUGUGUCACCUAUAGGGGGAUUUUCACGAGCUCGCAGCCCUCUAUCCAAUCAGACAUCAUCAAACUAUAGCUCUCGUGACAGUUACGAUUCUAGUUCCUCCUAUCCUCACCCUCAUGACCCCCGAUCGCCAUACGCCGAUCCCUCAAAACAACACUUUCCAUUGACAAUCAAAGCAACAAAAGAGGAGGAAGGCAAAACGUUCCUGUGCACAGAUAAGAGAUGUGCUUCCAUAUUUGAACCAAGGCCCUCGACAAUUGUAACAGCACCCAGUCCUAUAACAGCAGUUCCAGCAAGUCAAUCAAUAGGGUGUGGAGGCUUUUCGAGUGGUAGUGAAUUUGAACCGCCUUCACCAAGACGUGCUGCCAGCGCGUCUCCUAAACAUACUUUUACAUUUAGAAUAGUUCUUAAGAAAGUCGAUAGCUCUCCUGAAGCUCUUUGUCCUGAGAGAGGAAGAGGGAGGACUUUAGAUAGGUAUAGGCGGUGUGAAAGUCGUAGAAAACGUCUUUCCGAUGCAGGGAAGAGCUUUUAAAAAGUUGCUAGCUAUGGCAUAUAAUUAUCAUUCCCUUUCUGUGUCAAGCAUACGUAUCUACAGAAUUCAACACAAUUUAUUCUUUAUUUUAUUUUACCAUGCAUAUAAAUACAAAAUAUAUUUUAUUCUUAAGCUUCCUAUGAGCUAAGAAUAAAUAAUGGGAAUCGCAAAAUGAGUUGAAUAACUAAUGUUGAAAUAUCUAUUUUUUGAACAAACGUCAUUCUAAGUUUUAAUUCAUCUUCAUGGGUUUUUAGUUUUUUCUCGAAUUCUUAGAAAUUGAUUGUUUUCUAGAAACGUCGUGUUUAACAUGGAAUUGGAAUAAUAGGAUAAACAGGUUUCUUCAAUAUUUUUACAUGUAUAUUUGUUGUGUGCAUGUAAUAAGUGUGUCUUUUUCCAGGUAUCUAGAUAUUUGAAAAUGUUUUAAAUUCUAAAUGUACAGUUUUAGCUGUGUAAACCAAGUUGUUAUUUAUUAUAACUGUCCGGUUUUUCGGACUAGUUAAUGUUCUAACAAAAGUAUUUCUUUAUGGUCUAUGUAAUUUAAGAACACUCUCAUUUUGGGGAGUCGUAUAGCUACAUAUUUAGAUUUUAAUACGAAAUUAUCUAAUGCGAAAUUUACCUACCUAUAGUAUAGUUUUUGUGAUUAAUAUUUAUUUAUAAAGUAUUUAUUAUACAUUUUAUACCUACAUAUAAUUAAAUCUUAGCUCAAUGUCCUGCCUUUCUCUUUAAUAUAUUUUAAUAAUUGCAACUAGAACUAAUCGUUGAACUUUUCCUAUAACCUAUAACAUAAAUAAAUUUCUAGCGGAAAUGUUAAGUUUUUUUAGUCCUUGACCUCUUCCUUAUUACUUUACAUGUAGCUUCUGUUGUAGAGCUGUAAACUUUUUCCAUUUUCACAGUGCUACGUACUACAGCUUCUAAAACAAAUUCAAGGAGGGAACCUCCUUUUUAACAACAUAUAUAACAUCUAAAAGUAUAGCAUAACUACGAUAUAUCAAUAACUGUUUUUUUUUUUUUAAUAAAUUUCCUUCAAAAAUAAAAUACAUUUAUAAGAAACCAGUAUUUAUGUUAACUUUUUUAAUGUAUUUAAAUUAAUUUCAAUUAAAAUAUAAAAGCACCGAAACUUUAUUUGCAAAAAUAUCUGUUUUUCAAAUAUUGCACUCAAUCAAUAACAUAAUAUCCCUUAAUAAAAUUAGAUUGAAACAUCUCCAUACAUAAAAACUAGCGUCUCAAUUGUUCGCCAACACAAAAAAUGUUGUGCAUUGCACAUACUCACCUUAGACUUCAAUUUUUAAUACUUGAAGGUACUGCUCAAUAAAAUGAAGUAUACAACUGGAUCGCACGAGUUUGCUCCUGUAUCUAAAGACUCUGUUUACAAAUUUACCUUUAAAAAAGUUUGUUCGAAUUUCAACAUGUUUUUAUUUUUUAAAAAGAAGCCAAGUUAAGAAAAAAAAAUUGAGAAAAUUAACCACAAAUCUAUCGGUUCGUUUUUGAAUAUGUUCGAAUUUUCUAUUUUUGAACAACAGUUGUUAAUUUUAAUCUUAAAAAAGUGAAAAGAAUCUCUAACGCAAAUCUACUAUAAACCUUGAUUUCCAAGCUUUAACUAAAUCGACCUAACGGUAUUAGUUGUAGGGGCGAAGACAGACAGAGGGACUUUCUUCGACUUCUCUUCCAUCGUAAUAUCAUGUUUGAUUUAAAUCUCGAGUUCCAAAUUAUUAACGAAUGCAAUACUUGUCUUAAAGUCGCAAGCAAAAAAUUGUAUACAGGUAUUUACAAAAAAGUUGCACAGUGAGUCAAAACAAAAUCUCGGUAAUAGGUUUUGUUUUUAGACAUAGGAAAUACCAGCUGAGAGAUUAUUUUAUUGGAUAGUGACCGUUUCAAGGCCGAUUGAAAUCAGAUACAUUGGCCCAUUGAACCGUUACACAUUGAUUUAAGCAUAAAAUGGAAGGUAUUUUCUACAUAAGUUCACAAAGGUAAAUAAUAUCAUGUUUUAUUAUUUACAAGGGCCCUACUAUGUUACUCGAUUUUACUUUUGAUUCUAUUCGAAACUCAUUUCCGAUUCUACUUUCAAAUCGUACUACGUAUGAAAGUAGUAUCGGAUACCGGUUAUAUCGAUUUUUUAUCAAAAAAUCUUCUACUUUCGAACGAGUAUCGAGUUGUUUGACAGUUUUAAAAAAUAAUAAUGAAACAUACAAUUUUUGGACAAGAAUAAUUAUUACAAAAAUUGGAAUUUGGUUUAAUUGGCAAAUUGAACAAUAUUUACUUUUGUUUUAGUUUUUUUAAGAACUAUCGUUUUUCUAAAGACGGAUUUUCUUACUUAACACCAUAUCAUCCGAUAUGACUAAUAGCAGAAGACUAAUCAUUAAGUUAUCAACAGCAUUGAAGUUUCGGUGGUGACAAGAACGCUGGACUUGCACAGCAAAAAUACUUGCCUAAGUUUUCACUUCAAUCGAAAGAGUCAUGUGCCCGCCAAUGAUUAAUUUUGAAAUGAAUGAGGAAGAGAAACGGAAGUCCAAACGCUAUUUUUGGUAAAAAUCCCGAUUUUUUAGGGUGGUAGAUGGAACUCAAAUUCAACUGAUUCGCCCGGCUGUGAGUGAGCAAAUUUGACGCUUUGACAGACAAAACUUCGCUCGCAAACACAUUUGAUGUAGAGUGAUUAUUUUCGAUUUUGCCUCGUUUUGAAUUCAACUUUCGAGUUACGUAGUUCCUCGUUUAUUCAAAAGUUCAUAGAAUAUAGUUGGCACUACUAGAACUAUUCGAACUCGUUGGUUCGAAAGUAGUAAAAUAGAUACACAAUUUUUCGAAUUCGACUAAUUUCAUUGUAGAAUCGAGUUACAUAGUAGGGCCCAGGAUUACCUUAAGUAACGGUUUUGAAAGUUUCUAUUGUUCUUUGAUUUGUACCUUUUUUAUAUUUUCAAACUUAAAUGAACGAAAAAUUAAAAUAAAUGAGAGAUGUGUGCAAGUUUCGUACCAUUAUUUGGUAAAUUUGCAAAUUCGAGUUUUCAACAAUUUUGGUUUGGAUUUUGCUUUUUUUUGGAAUUUUCAAUUCUUGGAAUUUAAGUUAUAAUGAUUUCGUAGCAUGAAUUAAAAUCAGUUCAUCUUGAGAAUAAUAAAUCAAAAAAAUAUCAUUUUAGAAUGAAAAAUAGCUUACGACAUAUUUACAAUUUUCACAAGGUGUAAAUUUCUUUCAAAGUAAGUCCAACGCAGAACAGUAGCCAUCAUCAAUAAAAAAUCAAACUUAAAUAUGUAUGCUAUGAUCGAUAUCAAUUAUCAUCGAUAACUAACCAACAAAAGCUGCAUAGUCAAGUUCAGUCUUAAAGCUAAAAUACGAUUGUAAGAUCUUCUAAAUCUGCAAAAACUUGCCUACAAUGUCCUAUUAUCUUGUAGUUUUACCACAAAUUGUGAGAAAAUUUGUCUUGAAGUUAAUUGUUGUUAUAUCAUUGGUGAUCAAUGGUUGCCUGAUGUUUGUGACGUGGAAAAUAUUAUUAAAUUCAUAAGUGACGGUUGAAGUUUUUCAAUUUAUGAAAACGAUUCAAAUAAUAAAAACCACAAAUAAAGGCUUCUGAUAAAAAAGUGAUUCAAAUCAUGUAAAAGCACAAUCCAGUUGUUUUCGUAACAUUUUAACACUUCGAAUAAAUAGCUGUUCCUUUUUUCAACGCAAACUGUUAUAUUAAUUUUUUGUUUUAUAUGACUGUUGUUGUACGUAUCCCAAAUUCUUCCAGUUACGUCAAAACUAUCUUAUUUGCAUACUUUUAAAAAUAAUAAUAUAAUAAUAAAAAUCUUUAGUUCUUUUCUCAUAUGAACAAUAAAUGAAAUUCUUGACAAAUAUGAAUCUUUUAAAGUUAAUAAAAAGUAUUAUACAAAGUGGAUUACAUAAUUACCAAGAAAAAAAUUACAUUUUCAUUUAACUUCUUCUUCUACUGAAGUCCCAUACAUUUAUCAUAAUAAAACAUAUCUUCAAAUUCGAAAAGCUGAAAUCGUUAGUCUAGUUAUGCAUUUUUUUUUAUAUAACUUCGCAAUAACACAUUGAUGUGAUUAAUUUGAAAGACAAAACUCUUUACUUGAAUAAACAUUUUGUGGAGUUAUUUAAAUUUUAUUUAUUUCAUUUGGUAGUUAAUCUACUCAGUGGUAUAAUUAAACUUUGUAUAAUACAUUUAUCCCUAACAAUGUGAUACUUUAGAUAGUUUAUUUUAUAUACUUUAAAUAAAUGCUCGUUAAAUAGCUUUCUUCUUAUGCAAAACUUUUAACCACAAGGUAUUCUUACUAAUAUCUCCUAGUUUAAUAUAUAGAAUUAUUAUUUUACAAACACUUUUAAAGGUUUUCCAUUAAUUUUAGAAAAUAAAAGUAUCAUCAUUUGGCAAAGUGACUUCAUGAAUUUUUUUUAACUUGAAUACCGUUUCCUUGACUGUUUCGAUACAUGAAUUUAAAUUUACAAAAAAAUGUAAAAAAAUUAAAUUCCGCAAAACAAAAAAAUAAAUCCAUAGCAUUAAUACAAUAAUUUGUUUCAUAACAAAAAGGUAAGAGACGUAGUUAAUUAUAAAUAACAAAUAAAUUAACACAAAUCUGCCUUUAAAUGAGUUAAAUGUUUUGUAUAAAAUUGCUUUUAAUGGCAAUACUUUUAUAGAUGUGAAUGUGCUGGAUUUUAGAUUAACAAUGUAACUAUAUUAUUAAAUAUUAAUAUUGUAUUGAAUGUGAUUGUUUUAAGCUUUUCAUUAAUUGAAUGUAUUUAAUUUUCUGUUUACGUAUAUUUCUGCAAUAAUAAAUAAAAUAAUACAUAAAAUUAAUAUAUUUAAAAAAAUUAUAUUAUUUUGAAUUUUUAAGAAAAUAAUUCAUAUUAUUAUACAUACAUUAAAUACAUGAAAACACAUACAAAUAUUUUUUAUUAAAAAAGCUGGAUUAGGGGCCGUGGUAAUAUUUAUACCGUUAGUAAUGAACCAUAAACUAAUCGAAUAUAAGUAUUUUUAUUAAAUUAACAUUAUUUUACUAACAAAACAAACAAAAAUUAAAUUUAAGAUAACCAAAUUAAAAUGGCUCAGAUAAAUUGUAUAUUAUGUAAAAUCAUAAUUGUAAUUACUUACUUAAAUAAGUAAAACAAAAUUGUUUGUUUUUGAAAUUCUAACUAAACUAUGUCUUAAAAUAUUAUAGAAAGGUAAAAGAAAUUAAUUUUUGCAUGCAAUUUUGUUUUUAAUGUUAAAUUUUUCAACAGGGCAAUCUUAAACUAUCAUAAACAAGUAAAAGAGUAAGGGAAUGAAGUUUUCCAAUUGUCCAAACAAUUCCUUAUUUAGCUAUUUAAAUAUUAAAUAGAAACACAACAAAUUAAUUCCUUCUACAAACAUUAAACAAAUACAUUUUACUUAAGAAAUAUUUAUAUAAAGAAAAUAAAUGGAUGAUUUAAACAAAGUAUUUUACAUUUAAUGCACAGUGAAGUUUACUUAAAAACUUACUUUUUUAUAAAUUAAAAAACUUUUUAGUAAUUUUUUUUUCUUUGAUAAAAGUUAUUGAAACUAAUAGACUAAAACACAUUAUUUAUCAUUAUUACCUUGUACCUAAAUUAUAAAGCAAGUGUUUAGUUAAUGAUUGACAGAAAAAAGGAAAGUCGUUUGCAUGCAUUUUUAGGAUUUGAAGAUCAUGAUCACAUACCUUGUACAAAUUUCGCCUUACAGACGAAUCCAAACAAUUUGUUUUAUAAAUUAUAGCGAGGUUAAAAAAAAGUAAUAAUACUUUUUGAAUUGAUUUUGACGUAGGCAAUUUUUAAUUAUUAAAUAUGUAUUGAUAAUUUAAAAUCAGAGUCUCUAUUCUAAAUUGUUCUGAGCUCGUUAAGACAAACAUAUUGUAUUAGCUUAAUUAAGCAGACGGCCGGCCUUAAGUUAAAAUAACAAGAAAAUACAUCAACUUUAUUCUAGUUUUUCAAUUUGUUUUGGUUAACUAUAUCAGCUACCGGUUUUUGAAGUAAAUGCUUUUGGAAUAUUUGAACAUAUUUCUCACUUUAUUAUUCCCUCAAUCUCAAUACCAACGUACUAUUUUCGUAAGACGAAUCUUAAAUCAUAAUAGAGAAUGAAUUGAAUAAAACUUCGCAGAAUUUAUACAGGCUUUCUGCUUUUCAAAUAAGCCACUCAAGUGCUAUGAUCUCCCUUUAUAUAUUAUUGACAUGGACUAAUCGUAAUAUUUAAAAAAAAAUUGUUGUAGUAUAGGUAUAGGUUAGGUUAGGUUGAGGGGCUGGCAGUUGAUGUCUUUAUUGUCACACUUAGAUCAAUAAGAUCCAUCAAGCUAAUAAGAAAAACCUAUGUGUUCAGUUAGUCAAGCCAUUUAGAGGCGUUGACGAAGUUCAGAAUGUUAGUACCUGGCGUACUAGAGAGUUCUUCUAAACCCCCGAAGAAAUAGUUGCCAAGCAGUUUCUUCCUUUGAUGUGAGAGCUCGGGACAGUGACACAGAAAGUGUGGAGUGUCUUCAUGCACAUCCUCGUCAUCGCAUCCUGUGCAUAGAUCAUCUAAACCGAUUCUCAUCAGUCAGGCCAGAUCUUUCUUGUAGUGCCGCAGGUGUCAAGAAGGUUUCACCUCUCAUCGGCCUUGAUAGUUAUUCUUUUUAAAAUUUUCUGUUUUAAAUAACAGAUAGGGGUGCUAACUAGCUGAGCUUGGCUUACGUCAAGCAUUGACCCUAAUCUUGCUACUUCGUCGGCUCUCUCGUUGCCUAGUAUAUCGGUGUGGCCUGGGACCCAGCAGAGUCUAAUGUAAUGCUGUGCUCCAAGAACCUUAAGCUCUUCGUGGCAGCAUAAAACAAGCUUUGAUUUUACCUCAGUUGCAGUAAUCGCUUUUAUUGCCGUUUGGCUAUCAAUGCAAAAGGUGGUAUCGCCAUCAUUGAUACCUUUUUAGCAGCUGCUGUCACUACCAGUACCUCCGCUUGUAGUUUGGAAGCCUAACCGAGGAGGUUAACUUGAGAGAUUCAGAAUAGAAGCCUGCCCCUACACCAGUGUCCAUUUUAGAGCCAUCAGUAUAGAUAGCUAUUGACGACUCACUGAAGUAUGGUAUAUUAUUCUACCCAUUCCUCUCUACUUGGGAUGGCAGCGUGAAAUGAUUAAUGAAAAUCAAGUUCGGGUAUUUUAUAGUCUGUUGUAGUACCCAUAACUUUAUGAAGGAUCCAUAACUUUAUGAAGGAUCUGGGCAUGCCCUAUGGAACUGUUUACACAGAAUUUAGUUUGACUAAGUCUCAGGGCAUUUUUGGCCGCAGAUUCUUCAACAAGGAGGUCUAGGGGAUAGAUUGAGUAUAACUUCCAGUCCCGCUGGUGGAGUGGAUCUCAUUGCUUCCGUAAUGGUAGUGCACGCAAGUCUUUGAGUUUUUGUCAAAGUUUUCAGGUUCGUGCUCUUUUCUAAAGCUUUCCACCAUACCAAAUUACCAUAGGAUAGUAUUGGUCUAAUUAGUGCCGAAUACAUCCAUCUCAUAAUUUUAGGGUUUGGUCCCUAGGUUUUCCCGAAAAUUCUUUUGCAGGAGUAAAAGGCAAUCGAUGUCUUUUUGAAUUUAUCUUUGGUGUUCAGGCCCCAGUUUAGUCUUUUAUCUAAGAUCACACCAAGAUACUUUGCGUGAUCAGAGAUUUUAAGAGGGCAGCCUUCAAUUGAAGGUAUUUUAAAAUCAGGUAUUUUGCGCUUGUUAGUAAAUAGCACUAGUUCUGUUUAAGUCAGCCCAUUUGCUUACCAACGAGAGGGCGUAUUCGGUGUUUGUAAAACUGAUAGUGGGUAGGAACUUGCCAGUAGUAAGUGAUGCAAGAUCAUCAGCUUAGGCUAUUAUCCUUACUCCACUUGAUUUCAAUUUAUAGAGUAUGCCGUUCAUGGCAAGAACCCAAAGUAGGGGUGAGAGAACUCCACCCUGCGGAGUGCCCCUGGAUGUGGUUAUUCUCACUCAGAGUUAAUUUGUCUCUUUCUGGGCAUACACAUUAUCCACUCUGUUAUUGCCUUUUCAACUUUGUGGUGGUCCAAGGCUGCUUCACUGUUUCGUUCUUCACGUUAUUGAAGGCUCCCUUAGUAUCCAAGAACGUUGCAAGGGUGUAUUUCUUGUCAUUCAGUGAUUUUUCUAUGACGCUGACACCGCUGUGCAAUGCUGUUUAAACGCUUUUUUCUUUGAUGUAGGCAUGUUGAAACCUACACCACCACCAUUCCUUCACGAUCUAAAUAGUUAUUUCUUUUUUUUAAUUUACGAUGGCAAGAAAUAUGUGUGUUUUAUUUUCAUAGUUUUUCUUUGCUAUUUCUCAUUUCUUAUUGUAAAUUUUUUGUUGAUAGCCAAAGAUACUAGCUGCUUAUUGUUGCUAGCAAUGUGUUUUAAUUUACAAAAAAAACAUACACACUUAAAAUUAUACAAACAUAUAAGUUUUUGAAUUACGUAGUUCAGAGCGAAUUAUUAUUAAAAUUGAAAAUAUAUUUCCUUAUAGUUACAAUUUGUCAGAUUAUGUUUUUAUAGCUGUUACAAACAUAAUAAGACAAUCAACAAAGUAACUAUGUAAGGAUUGUAUUAUUUUGACAAGUCUAAUGAAACAUUAUAUCUCUUGAUUUUAUUUUCAGAAAAUGUUCUGUUUUCAAGACCAGAAUUUAGAAAAACUCUUAUAUUCCUUACUAACGAUUAUACCAUCAGGUGUUUUUAAGCAAACCUAUAAUCUUUUGUAAAAUAUCUUUAUAUAGAACUUCAGAUAUCUCAAAAAUGAUUGUAUCCUGAAAUAAAACAAAAUCUCAAUUUAAACUAUCUGAAACAAAAUUAAAACUACUUAAAAAUUUAUUUUUACGUGAAGGUAUAAUAUAAAGUAAAAGUUUGUUUAUUCCAUAUUAUACUAUAAAGGAACCAUUUAAUUAAAGACAAAGUAUGUUUUAUAAUCAAAGAAACAUCAAAAUUGGACAUUCCAUACGAAAACGUCUAACAUUCCUUUACAUUUCUGUAUCAGUAUUUUUGUUUUAAACUAUGUGGAAAAUAUCCUUAGGUCACAAAGAAUGUAGUUCAGCUCGAUUUAAUUUUUCCCUAUUCUACCUAUCAUCCCUUGAUAAAUUUUAAAACCAUAAUUUGUAAUCUUUAAUGUUUUAGACAUCUUUACUUUGCGGUAAUCAAAAAACCCCAAAAUAAUUAUAUGCAUUUAAGAAAAGGUUUUCGACAUCAGUUAAAAUUUUAACCAAAAUCAAAGUGAAUUUAUAAAUUCCUAUUAAUAUUUUUCUUAUAAAUAAUAAAAAUCUCAAAAAAUUAACAACAAAAUUGCAAAGUUUUAUUUUCUACUCGAAUAUCUCGAGAAUAAAUGAAGGUUUUGACUUUUUAUUUUAUUAUUUGCAAUAUAUUUUUCUUAAUGUAAAGUAAAUAUCUUUUUCUUUAAAAAAAUCCAACGGCAUUUCUUUGUGAGAAAUAGAAACCUUCAAAUAUUGAUAAUAAAAAUAGUAGCAAUUAAUUUUGUACUAGAAUAUCUCGGGAACGAAAACAGAUAUUGAAAUUAAACUUAUUUGUAUGCAAAUAUUGUUAAGUUUUAGUAAUUUUUUGUUUAGAAAAAAUCGAAAUUACAAUUUCUUUUUACAAAAACGAAAACCAACAAAAACUGAUAAAAAGUUGUGUUCGACCUAAGUUUCUUGAGAACAAAAGUAUUGAGUUCAAACUUUUACAAAAAACCAGGGCCGGAUUGAGGGGAGGGCAAGCCUUCACAAACGGGGGGCCCCCACAAUAGGCAGUUAGUGAAAUAUCAAAAUCUAAAAUGGCCCCGAUAAGAAGCACUUCCUAUUCACUACCCAUCUUGAGGGAGUACCCCAAUAGCUUAAUGGAUGAGUUAGGUGAUACUUGCCUGCAACCUCGGAGGAGUUUGUGGUCUCGAAAAUGACAUCGGUCUUUUACCUGCUAAUAUAACAAAUUAUAUAAUCGAAUAUUGGACGAAAAAAGGUUCCACAGCACCUCAAAAUUGCGAUGUAUGUGUAUCCGGAUGAUUUAGAGCCUAGUCUUGGUAAUGAGUUGGUUCAAUUUGUGUCUUUGAUUGACUCAUACAAAAAGGAAAAGGACUUUGAAAAAGAUCAAUCACUGGAACUAUUUUACUUCCAAAUUCUCGAAAAUAAAAAUUUCAUAGCUACAUUCUAAAUUGCAUUAAGCUAAAGGAAUCUAGGUACUUGGUUUCACAAUAAAUUAUUUAUUGAAAAAUUCGAGUGAAAAAGAAUGGUUAACUCUAUUUUAAAAAUAAUUUGGGAUGUACAGGCUUCCGCUCCUUUAUUGCCCCGAGGCUUCUGGAGCUUUAAAUCCGGCCCUGACAAAAACUGUUGUUGUAAAUAUUUUAUAAAACUUUUUGAAAUAUCGAUAAACCAAUGUUAAUGAGCUUCAGCUUCAUUUUAAAUAUUUUUGGACAAAACAAUGAUUGCUCAUUAUCUUUGAAAUGACACCUCAAACGUUUAGAUAUCUUUAACAUUAAAGAUUUAAUAAAAAAAACUAAAAAAAAUUAAAUGGCGCAUCCAAAUAUUAAAUCUAGCUGGAUAAAAAAUUUAUAGAUGAUUUACACAAAUUUUGGAAAAAUCAAAAUGUUGUGGCUUUUUCGAUUAGACCUUUUUAAAUAGAAUGACCCAAAAGCCUUAACUGCUGGAUAAAGUUUAUAUACGCUUAUUCUGUGCGUGUUCGUCAAAAUUGACAAUCCCCAACAAUUUAUUUAAUUUUAUGUUAUCGGCUAGUGCAUAUCGUGCAAUAACUAAUGUUUCUGAGUUUUCUAUAGUAAAAUAGAUCUGAAAAACAAAUUUUGGUGGUCAGUAUCGUAAAGCUAUUAAGUUUUUUAGGUUUUAUUUUAUUUUUUCCUUCUUUAAAGGUCUUGUCUCUCUUGGUUUUGUAUUUAAAAUAAAAAUCACUCACAAUCAUGAAUUGAAUUUGAAACUUCAAAAAAGAAUUAUCUUAAUACUUAUAUUUACAAGGAAUUGAGAAUCAAUAAUUAUGGUAAAGAAAAUGUUAAAAAAUUAAAAAUAUAUGUAGUAAUAAAUGAUCAGGUAAAAAGGGUCUUAUCAUACAAAAAGUACCUAUAGUGAAAAGAUAAAUAUUUUCAAAGUUUUGUGUAACGAUUUUAUUCUUUAGGUUACGGAAAUGUGUUUUUCAAUCAAUUUAAAUUAAAUAUGAAAAUUUGACUUUAUAUAUUACAAAAAAAAAAACAAAGUUAAAUAUUGAUGUAUUUUUAAAACCAAAUCAAUAAUUUUUCAUCAGAAAUAUAAAAAAAUAAUAAUUGUUCAAAAACAAAAAAAAACAACAUACAAACAUGUCAAAUACAUUUGUUAUUUAAAUAAGCAAAAAACAUAGUUACGAAAAAGACAAAAAUAUAUAUCAAUGUUGAAUAAAUGUUUUUAUGAAUGAUAGAUGAUUAGAAUUUUGAAUGUGAGGUUAAAAAAUGUUUUUAUUGUAAUUAAAUUUUAUGAAAUAAAAUGUGGUAUGCACUGAAAAUGCAA
Molecule: messenger RNA, 15639 nt
Organism: Eupeodes corollae
Lineage: Eukaryota; Metazoa; Arthropoda; Insecta; Diptera; Syrphidae
Gene: gprs
Product: serine-enriched protein
Exons: 10
Coding region: 380-4231 (1283 amino acids)
Molecular function (GO): protein binding
Source: RefSeq, a predicted model, not a curated record